Messenger RNA from Talaromyces stipitatus ATCC 10500, 1377 nucleotides. Its product is annotated as forkhead domain protein. Lineage: Eukaryota; Fungi; Ascomycota; Eurotiomycetes; Eurotiales; Trichocomaceae. Gene Ontology annotation, molecular function: DNA-binding transcription factor activity, RNA polymerase II-specific; RNA polymerase II cis-regulatory region sequence-specific DNA binding. The record is from RefSeq and is a predicted model, not a curated record. Gene Ontology annotation, cellular component: nucleus. Gene Ontology annotation, biological process: regulation of transcription by RNA polymerase II. The transcript is spliced from 2 exons. The coding region runs from base 1 to 1377 and encodes 458 amino acids.
AUGAUGGACAACAGCCGACAUCAACAUCGUGGCGAUCCCCAACAAAGACAUCCCAGGCCAAAUUCAGGUAGCCCGUUGAUAUCCGCGAGCUCGUCGCCGAAUCUUGCUGGGACUGCUGAUCAUACAAGAGCGCAUUUCGCUGGAAACGAGCCUUUCUCUGACUAUUACGCCCCUCCAAGAUCAGAAUCCGCAUCCAACGACCCUCACCUUGAGCCAGCGAUGUUCGUGGUAAACCCAUGGGAACCGUCCUUUCCUGAUUCGCUUGCAAACAGGCAUUUCAUAGCACAAAAUCGCACUUUUGACGCGGGAUCGCACGGCUAUCAACCAAUACCAUAUCCACAACAUGGGCACUCUCCAUUUGCAAGCGGUUAUUCAGCUCCGAGUGGCUUUUUGAACCUCAACGCGCCUGCAUACGAGACGUCAUUGCUCAACGUAGACAGCGGUCAACCGGUACUGCGCAGAGAGACGCCGGUUUUGCAUCGCGGGUUUCGUCCAAUAGUGCACGGUCAGAUGAUACAUGACUCGCAGUCUCCUCCGAUAGGUCAUAUACAAGGAAACCAUAUUCAAGGAAAGGAACCGAUACACCCUUUGUCUGUUCAUCAUCCAAGGGAAAGCUCUAGCUCUGUUCAUCUCCCAUCUGCGGUAACGCGAACAAAACGAAGUCAUCAGCAACCCGCUAGGAAAUCUUCAGUCGAAGACGUUGGGAAUCACGACAGACCUUACGCUUAUCUUCUAUAUGAGGCACUUCGCUCUGCGCAAGAUCACAAAAUGUCCUUGCAAGAAAUAUACCGGUGGUUUGAAGAGAAUACAAAUAAAGCGAAUGACCCUCAGUCUAAAGGCUGGCAAAGCAGUAUUCGUCAUAAUCUGUCUAUGAAUGAGGCGUUCAUCUUGCACAACGAAACUCCGGCCCGAGGGAAGUCAAAGAAUAAUUACUGGACACUUACAGAAGACGCCCUCAAGAAUGGGGUUCAAUCGACGACUCGUUACCGCAACAAUGUUUCGAAGAGACCUUUAAUACACGAUGAUAUGGACCAACGAAGGGAUACUGGAAGAAGAGGAGGAAAUAUACUAAGCCACCCGUCAAAGUCUCGUCGUAUCAGUCAACAUCCAGAGGCCGAUCCAUUUGAGCAAUUUCGGUCCAGCCAUGGAUAUGAUAUUCAACAGCAAAUAAGUCAGCAGCAACCGGUGGAAGAUACGUCUAGGCACAAUAUGUAUUACCAAGAUCCAAGCAUAUUCGUUCCUGUGGCCACCCAGGGUUUGAAUCCAAGUAUAAUCGUCACGUCAACUGUUGCGUCUGACGGCUCUCAAUAUGGUUUUGUAAGGAGCCAUAGUUCUUCUAGUCAAUUCGGUCACGACUUUACACAAUUUGAUACAUAG